Messenger RNA from Fibroporia radiculosa, 1035 nucleotides. RefSeq lists its product as uncharacterized. The record is from RefSeq and is a predicted model, not a curated record. The coding region runs from base 1 to 1035 and encodes 344 amino acids. The transcript has 15 exons. NCBI's taxonomy places the organism in Eukaryota, Fungi, Basidiomycota, Agaricomycetes, Polyporales, Fibroporiaceae.
AUGUUAAACGGCGGAAUUGAGAGCUUAACAAUAACGUUCGGCAGUGGCGCGAUAUACACAGCAGCGGUAGUACUUGUCUACGACUACGUCCUGACCCUCAGAAGCGAAAUUCGGUACAUUUGGAAGGCUCGUCUGUCAUUCGUGGAUGCGCUAUUCCUCGCUAUUCGAUAUAGUGCAUUUUCUGGAGCAGCAUUUGCGCUUCUUACAACGGCGCCAUUUGAGACAUGGGAGGCGCGGAUGAGGUUGGGGAUCUAUAACCUUCUGCAACGUUACCCUCCGAAUGACAAAAUUCCUGCAGUUGUAUCGCGCUCGAACUUGCUGAUCACCUCAGCUUUCUUUCUGACGGCUGCUCGGGGACAAGUGUUUACUGCUGUACGCGUCUUUGCAAUCUUCGAUCACGCUUGGUGGCUCUUCGUGUUCGUCGCCGGCAUUGGGAUGGCGACCCCCGUCAUUACUGGAUACGUUUUCUUCGAGUUCAUCCUCAUCGAGCCUCUGUAUGUCACCCCGGGUGCCACGACCUGUAAUGGGAGUUACACGAUUAGUUCGCAAUUUGAGUGGUCACACAAACAGCACGAAUUGGCACAACGACAAGCUUAUUGGCUUAUGGCGGCAAGAGCGUCCUCUCUAUUGGCAGAUGGAAUUGUCCUAGCUCUCACCUGGAUGAAGCUGUAUCGAAAUCACAUGUUGCCGGAUGUUACAAGACCGCAUAUCUCGACGAUCUUACUCAAAGACACGGGUAUUUUCUUUGGACUCAUGUCUAUCGUGAACACGCUUGGGCUGUGUGUAGGGAACGUUCUCAUCUAUGGCGCGAUGGCAUCUCUCUGGGCUUCCUCUCUAACAUCGAUUCUUUCGUGUCGACUCUUGCUGAGUCUGCGAGAGACUUCCGACCCUUCUGGGAAUACAGAAGAUUCUUUAUCGAGGGUCUUGGAGCAGGCUCUGUUCGGUAUAGACCAAGACCAUGGGCAGUCCCAAGUUCUUGAGCUGGACGUAGUAGAAGUGCCAGUUCAAUCGCCACCUCCGAAUGGCGACGCAUGA